AUGUCCAUUGAGAAGGAAACGUUCCCGGACUCGGUCGUCGCCGUCGCCGCCACCGACACAGACGGCGAUAAAGAGUCCGACACGUCUCAUCAGAUCCACGGCGGCGACUGGUCCGAGGCCGAGGAGAAGGCUAUUGUCAAGAAGCUGGACUUGCUUAUUAUGCCUCUUCUCAUCGCCGGCUUCUUCGUCUUGCAGCUGGAUCGCGGAAACAUCGGCAACGCACUCACCGACUUCUUCUUGAAGGAGGUCGGAAUCACCCAGUUCCAAUUCAAUGUCGGCAACCAGCUCCUCAGCCUGGGUAUCGUCCUUCUUGAGCUACCUAGCAACCUCGUCCUCUACCGUGUUGGUCCUCAAAAAUGGAUCAGCUGCCAGAUCGUUUGCUGGGGCCUGGUGGCUACCUUUCAAGCUUUCCAGAAGGGCAAGGGAGUCGGGGUGUACUACGCCACCAGACUGCUGCUGGGUCUUCUCGAGGCAGGAUUCAUUCCCGCCGGCUUGUACACUUUGACGCAGUGGUACAGGCGCAAUGAGACCAGCAGGCGCUUCAUUGCCUUCUUCCUCGGAAACAUGUCUGCCUCGGCGGCCAGUGGCUUGAUCGCCUACGGGAUCCUCCAAAUGCGAGGCAUCUUGACCAUCGUCGUCGGCAUUGUUUUCGCCCUGCUCAUGCCGCACUCACCGGCGAACCCGUCAAACAUUCUGCGUCACUCGUACUUUACACCACGGGAGAUCCAUAUCCUGACUCAACGAGUGGCUAGGGAUGGUCUUGCCCAGGGUCCCAAGCAAAAAUACGUCAAGUGGGCAGAUAUCAAGGCUGCCUUCUCGAGAUGGUACAUCUACCCUCAAUUGACAGUGUCCUUCUGCGCCAUCGCCGUCAUCUCACCCUUGUCAACAUACCAACCGUCCAUCAUUGCCGGCUACGGCUACGAUCGGCUUCAGGCAAACGCACUGUCGUCAGUGGGCAACUGGAUAGUGAUUGUGCUUAGUCUUUUAUUUGGCUGGACUGCCGACAAGACUGGCAAGCGAGGGGGUCUUAUCCUGUUUGCAGCUGUGCUCAGUUUCUCCUUCUGCCUUGCCACUAGACAACUCGCCACGAGCACUAAUCGCGAUCUCAAGUACGGAAUUCUUAUUUGCUCUUCCAUGUGGGGAUCUAUUAUACACCCUCUCAACGGCUCCUGGCUUGCCGUCAACAUUCGCAACCCGGCGCAGCGCUCCAUCACCAUGGCAGUACUCAUCAUGACUGUGAACACGGCCGGUCUUGCUGGUGCACAAGUCUUCCAGGCACACGAUGCUCCGCUCUAUAGGACCGGCUUCACAGUCAUCCUCACCUUGGCCUCGAUUGGACUGGUGUCCGCAGUCGCGUCUAAUGCUCAGUAUUUGUGGCUGAACAAGAAGUUGGAUCGCAAGGAUGAUAGCGAGCAUCAGCUGCAAGAAGGGGGCAAUGCAGGAAGAGGAUGGCGGUUCUCUUUAUAA
Messenger RNA from Cordyceps militaris CM01, 1467 nucleotides. RefSeq names its product MFS transporter, putative. Gene Ontology annotation, molecular function: transmembrane transporter activity. Bases 1 to 1467 code for a protein of 488 amino acids. Gene Ontology annotation, biological process: transmembrane transport. Lineage: Eukaryota; Fungi; Ascomycota; Sordariomycetes; Hypocreales; Cordycipitaceae. The record is from RefSeq and is a predicted model, not a curated record. Gene Ontology annotation, cellular component: membrane. The transcript has 3 exons.